Molecule: messenger RNA, 1329 nt
Organism: Brassica napus (rape)
Lineage: Eukaryota; Viridiplantae; Streptophyta; Magnoliopsida; Brassicales; Brassicaceae
Product: disease resistance-like protein DSC2
Exons: 4
Coding region: 1-1329 (442 amino acids)
Biological process (GO): defense response
Molecular function (GO): ADP binding
Source: RefSeq, a predicted model, not a curated record
AUGGCUGUGUUGGGUUUUACACCAUCAAAAGACUUUGAUGACUUUGUUGGCAUAGGAGCUCGUAUCACCGAGAUAAAAUCGAAGUUGAUCUUCCAGUCAGAGAAUGUUAAGGUGAUUGGGCUUUUGGGUCCUGGCGGGAUUGGUAAGACAACCACUGCUAGAGUUUUAUACAACCAACUCUCUCACGCUUUUCAAUUCAACACGUUUUUGGAGAAUAUCAGAGGGAGUUAUGAGAAGCCUUGUGGCAACGACUAUCAGUUGAAGUUGCGUUUGCAGAAAAACUUGUUGUCUCAAAUAUUCAACCAAAGUGACAUUGAGGUUCGUCACUUAGGAGGUGCUCAAGAAAUGCUGAGUGACAAAAAGGUGUUGGUUGUUUUUGAUGAAGUGGAUAACUGGUGGCAGCUAGAGGAAAUGGCAAAGCAGCCUGGAUGGGUUGGUCCCGGAAGUAUUAUUAUCAUUACAACCGAAGAUAGAAAACUUCUCAAGGCACUCAGACUCAGGAGCGAUCAUAUGUACGAGAUGAAAUAUCCAACUAGAAAUGAGUCUCUGGAGAUCUUCUGCCAAUAUGCUUUCGGUCGAAAGUAUCCAGAUAAUGGUUUUGAAAGUCUUGCUUGGGAAGUUACUUGGAUUGCUGGUGAUCUUCCUCUAGGCCUAAGAGUUAUGGGGUCGUAUCUACGAGGAAUGUCCAGGGAAGAGUGGAUAGAGGCACUACCAUGGCUCAGGUCUACCCUUGACAGAGAAAUUGAAUCAACUCUAAGAUUUAGCUACAACGCCUUGAGAGAUAAUGAAAAAACUCUUUUUCUGCAUAUAGCAUGUUUCUUUACUGGUGUCCGGGUUGAUAGCUUCAAAAGAUUACUGCGACAAAUGGGUAGAGAAAUUGUCAAGAAACAGUCUAUGAAGAAUCCAGGAAAACCACUUUACUUGACGGGCACCAAUGAGAUUUAUGAUGUGCUUGAUGAGGAUACUGCUACUGGAAAUGUUCGAGGCAAAUUGUUGUGUAUGACCGAGACAAUCAAUGGGAGGAAUAAACUCCAGUUUCUAUACUUUGACUCUAAUCCCAUUCCCGACAAACUCAUAUUGGACAAACUCAUAUUGCUACAUUGGAACGAAUCUCCAUUGAGAGUUUGGCCUUCCACGUUCUCUGGCAAGCUUUUUGCCGAACUAGUCAUGCAACGUAGCCAAUUCGAGAUGCUUUGGGAGGGAACUAAAAUUCCGGAUCUCCGCAUGCAGAAAAUGAGGAAAUGCAGCCAUGGUUACGUCCCAUAUAACUUGCCACACCCACAGCUAAUUAGAUCAUACAGUGGAAGAGAUACAAUUAAGGGAGUGUAA